Acipenser ruthenus (sterlet) is the source of this 617-nucleotide messenger RNA. RefSeq names its product A-kinase anchor protein 9-like. The transcript is spliced from 3 exons. Lineage: Eukaryota; Metazoa; Chordata; Actinopteri; Acipenseriformes; Acipenseridae. The record is from RefSeq and is a predicted model, not a curated record. Gene Ontology annotation, biological process: signal transduction. Gene Ontology annotation, molecular function: molecular adaptor activity. The annotation marks the transcript as partial.
AUGUUUCCUCUGAAUCCUGCCAAGGCAGUGAUGCAGGUGGAGAUGAUGCUAGUGUUUGGUCUGGAGAGACGGAUGAGGGGCUGGAGAUGUCGCAGAGGCUUGCUGACGGGAUGUUCACCGGGGCGGAACUCGACCUUGAGAACGAGGAGUUUAUGGUGAACAUCAGUACCCGGCUUCAAGUGGCAGUAGAAAAACUGUUGGAAGCCAUCACUGAAACUACAAAUCAGCUUGAACAUGCCAAAAUCACCCAGAUAGAGCUCACGCGCGAGUCAUUCAAGCGCAAUGCUGAGAUCAGUGAACUUGUGAAACGUCAGGAGGAGCUGCAAGAGAGGCUCAGUGAAGAGACCAAGGCCAGGGAGCAGUUGGCAUUGGAACUCCACAAAGCUGAAGAUUUCCAGAUAUCACUGUCUGGUUCCUACAGCUCUGCCAACUCCAGCAGUGACACCCCAAUUCAACCAGCUAAUUUUCAACUGAACCCAAAUAUCAGUGGACUACUCAAUGCAGCGCAAGCAUACAUGGCUGCAGCACUUGCUCCUUCCUCCAUUCAACCAGGACUGGAUUGUAUGAAUUUUAUAAUGCACGCAAAGAACUCUUGCACCAGCUACAGUCAAAUCUAA